CUGGGGCCGCUGCUCGGGCGGGAGGUGUCCGUGCCCGGCUCGGGGCUGGCACGGCAUGAACCUGAACGUGCCUCAGACCCCAGAGCACUGCAGGCGCCGAGUGCGGGCACAAAGCGCCCUGCUACCGCGCCUCUGGGCAACGGGGACAGCACAGCCACAGCUGCCCCCGCACGGCCGGCACCAGCAGCGACCUCUCAUCGUGUCCCUUUCAGGGUGCCAUCAGCGCGGCUGUGAAGCUGUUCCCGAGGCCGAGCUCCCAAAGGAUCUGCCAGCACUCCUGAUGUAUCAGCAGCAAGGUGCUGUUUCUUCCAGCCACAGAGAUGCCGGCUGUGAGCAGGAGAAGAGUGAACUCUGCUCCAUGAGUAGAGUUGAGAAUGAGCCCCAGCAUCUCCAGGAGGGACCAGCAGCCGCCCUUCCACACUUGCCUGGGGCCCAAGAAGCCUCUUGGCAUAAGCAGGGGGAUGCCACUUGUGAGCGUGCAGUGAGUGCAGAUGUGGAGAAUGGAUUCUGCACCAGUGACGGGAGCGUGAGGGAGCCCCUGGCUCCCCAGGGCACAGCAGCAACGGGCAAUGAACACAAAAGGAACCUCAGAAGACUCCUGGGUGAACGGUUCAGGUGCCAUCCCGUGGGCACGGCGGUGCUGAUUCUGCUGCUCCUGGUGCUGGUGCUGGCUUUGGGGGCGGCCUUGGCUGUGCAGUCAGCACCACAGGUUCCAGUCACACCUGCGACUCUGCUGCUGGGCUGUCCCCAUGGCUGGGUGGGCUACAAUGGGGUCUGCUACAACUUCUCACUGGAUUACAGCACAUGGGAUCAGGGUCAGGAACGGUGCUCCGAGCUCAAUGCCUCCCUGGCCAUUGCCAAGGAUGAGGAGGCCAUGGAUUUGCUCUUCCGCCUCUGUGGGAACGUCGAUUACUGGCUCGGGCUGCGCAGACGGGGCGAGCGCCUGCAGUGGGGGGACGGCAGCAGCUACAGCUCCCGGUGAGUGCCGGGGAGCCGGGCAGGGCCUGGGGGCACAGGGGCACAAGGGCUUCCCCUGGCAGCCAGCGCUGCCUCUGCUCCUCCCUGCAGGGUUCCUGUCGAUGGCAAUUCCGAGUGUGUGUACCUGGCUGAGAGGAGAUUCAAGAGUGACAACUGCUCCCAUGAGCGGCCGUAUGUCUGCAGCAAGGCCCAAGCUCCCCUGUAACAGGGGCUGCACAAAGGACCUUCUCCACGCUGGGCAGUGCCAGCUUCACCUCUGAGCCCAGCACAGCGCUGUCCUUCCUCAGCUGCGCCCUGUGCCUUGCACUUCCUCUCAGGGUCACCUCAGUGCCUCUCCAUCCCCAGUGCCAGCGCUGGGCUGGGGCUGCAAAGGAAAAGUCUCUGCAAUCCAUCCUGCCACCGAUGCUGCCCGGACUA
Molecule: messenger RNA, 1395 nt
Organism: Zonotrichia leucophrys gambelii
Lineage: Eukaryota; Metazoa; Chordata; Aves; Passeriformes; Passerellidae
Exons: 4
Coding region: 56-982 (308 amino acids)
Source: RefSeq, a predicted model, not a curated record